AUGCCCGCUAUCAAGCCUGGAUCUCUCGUGCUCGUCACCGGUGCUUCCGGAUAUAUCUCAUCUCAUACGGUCGAAACUUUCCUUGACCAAGGAUACAAUGUAAGAGGUACCGUAAGGAGCAAGGACAAGGGUGAAUACCUUGUAAAUCUCUUUGAAGGAAAGAAAGGUAAAUUCGAAUAUGCCAUCGUCGAAGAUAUCGGAGUCGAUGGCGCAUUCGACGAAGCGGUCAAGGGAGUUGACGGCGUUGCCCACAUGGCCAGUCCUUUCCACUUCAAUGCUGAAGACCCCGAAGAACUCUUCAAGCCUGCCAUUAAAGGUACCGUGGGAGUACUUGAGAGUUUGAAAAAGAACAAUCCUGAUGUUCAACGAGUUGUCGUUACAAGUUCCGUCGCAUCUGUGAUGAACUCCAAUAUCAAACCUCCGCACACAUUCACCGAGAAAGACUGGAAUGACGUUUCUCCUAAGGAAUGUGAAGAGCAAGGAAAGAACGCCUCUGGUCAAGCCAAAUACAGGGCCAGUAAGGCUCUGGCCGAAAGAGCAUUCUGGAAAUUCUUUGAUGACAACAAACCAUCUUUUGAUGGUGUAGCCAUUAACCCUCCAUUGGUUUUAGGCCCCAUCAUUCACCAAUGUGACAGUCCAGAUUCUCUCAACACCUCUGUUGCUGUAUAUUACUCAUGGCUGAAGGGACAAAAGACGGAGAAAGAUCUUCCAGCUGGAGGAAUGAACUAUGUUGAUGUUCGAGAUACUGCUCUCGCUCAUGUUCUCGCCCUGACCAAGUCCGAAGCUGGUGGGGAAAGAUUCAUCACAGGUAAUGGACCUCUCAGUGGAAAUGAUUAUGUUCUUGAAAUCGCAAAGGACUUCCCGGAUCUAAACCACAUUCCAAAAGGAAACGAUGAUUCUGAAUUUAAGAAAAAGCUCACAGCCGAAGCCAUCAUUCACGAUGGUUCCAAAGCUACCAAAGUCCUCGGUCUCAAGUACAGGUCUAUGGAUGAAACCCUGAAAGACAUGGGCACAUCCCUUAGGGAAAGAUUCAACUUCUAG
Molecule: messenger RNA, 1041 nt
Organism: Kwoniella shivajii
Lineage: Eukaryota; Fungi; Basidiomycota; Tremellomycetes; Tremellales; Cryptococcaceae
Exons: 10
Coding region: 1-1041 (346 amino acids)
Molecular function (GO): oxidoreductase activity, acting on the CH-OH group of donors, NAD or NADP as acceptor
Source: RefSeq, a predicted model, not a curated record